GCUCAGACGAGCGCAGGCGCACUGACUGCAGCCCGAUCGCCUCUUCGCCUCCCUGGAACCUGCAGUGCGCAAGCGCGCAACAUCUCCGUUUGCCUCCCCUCAGCCCCUCACCCCCCCUCCUUUCCCCUUCAAGAAGCCGGCUCCAGGGCGUGCUCACCCCUGUGAGGAGGCCGGAGGCCGGACUCGGGAGGCGCUCUCUCCACUCCCGGAAGAUCAUGUACCAGCCCGGCCGAGGGGCGGCCCGGCGUCUCGGCCCCUGCCUCCGUGCCUACCAGGCGCUCCCCCAGGACCAGCUUUCUCCACGGGCUCUACCAUUCCCACCCCUUUGGCCCCACUCCACAACCACCAUUUCUCCAGCUUCUCCUCUCCUCCUCUGGUCUCCCCCACCCCCACCUCCCCCACCUCGGCUGCUUCCCCCGGCUCCCCCACUACCUCUCCCUCAGAUCAAGGCCCUCAGCUCACCAUGGGUGGUUCUCCCUCCAGGAAAGGGGGAGGAGGGACCAGGACCUGAAUUGCAUAGUGGCUGCCUAGAUGGGCUUAGAAGCCUAUUUGAGGGACCUCCCUGCCCCUAUCCUGGGGCUUUGAUACCUUUCCGAGCCCCUGGGACAGCCUGCCCUUCCCCUGCCACUCCAUCGGGAGAUCCGAGUAUGGAAGAACACCUGGCUGUCAUGUAUGAGAGACUGAGACAUGAGCUCCCCAAUCUCUUCCUUCACUCCCAUGACUACACUCUCUACUCAUCGGAUGUGGAAUUCAUCAAUGAGGUCCUGAACAUACGUACCAAGGGCAGGACAUGGUACAUUCUGUCCCUAACCCUCUGCCGCUUCCUGGCCUGGAACUAUUUUGCACAACUUCGGUUGGAGGUUCUACAGCUGACCCGUCACCCUGAGAAUUGGACCCUGCAAGCCCGCUGGCGGCUCGUGGGGCUGCCCAUCCACCUGCUCUUUCUACGUUUCUACAAGCGUGACAAGGAAGAGCUUUACCGGACCUACGAUGCCUAUUCCACCUUCUACCUGAAUUCCGACGGCCUCAUUUGUCGCCACCGCCUAGACAAACUGAUGCCUUCACACUCACCCCCAACACCUGUGAAGAAGCUGCUAGUGGGAGCCCUGGUGACUCUGGGGCUGUCAGAGCCAGAACCCAAUUUACACCUGUGUUCCGAGGCCUGAUCCAGGAACGGGGGUGGAGACAGCACUGAAGACUUUGCUACGCACAAGAGGAGGUGGAGGCGGCCAAGAAUCUCAGGAGUCAGCUUCCUCCCCUCUUCUCUCUCUUUCCUUCCUUUCCAUCUCAUGCUGUGUAAAGCUGCUGUGUAAUUUAACUUGUAAAUAAUAAAGUUUAAGUGAAUAUA
Messenger RNA from Equus quagga, 1348 nucleotides. It is a transcript of the gene C15H6orf136, whose product is annotated as chromosome 15 C6orf136 homolog. The record is from RefSeq and is a predicted model, not a curated record. The coding region runs from base 216 to 1166 and encodes 316 amino acids. The transcript is spliced from 6 exons. NCBI's taxonomy places the organism in Eukaryota, Metazoa, Chordata, Mammalia, Perissodactyla, Equidae.